UGUCAUCGUGACGAGCGGAAUAUUUCACGCAUAUUUCUCAUACAUGCCCUGGGCAGUUCGCUUCUCGCGGCACGCAGUAAACAGAGUCGGGAUUGAGUCUUGCUUGCCGCGCAAGAGCUGCCAGAGCGGUUCCGAGUGCCUGACGGACAAGACGAAGUUUUUGCGAAGGUACUCCCGCUGUAGAUCAGAGCGGACGCGAGUUCAACGUUCUCCAGAAGCAUGAAUAAGUCGACUCGCGCGUGAAGUCCUGACUCCACGUGACUUUCAUUCUCGCAGCAGUGAAGACGCUUGAACUGGAUCGAAGUAAUUCGCGAGUAGUUUUUUCUUUCUGUUUCUUGGUGCCCGUUCGUAUCGGUGUUUGUCACGUUCGGUACUCUGAUAUUCCGUGUGAAUUGCGCGCAAAAGAGCGAUGUGAGUGCCGCGGUUUGUGUAAAACGAGAGCACAGUGCCGAAAGUGGAAAUUUUUUUAUUGUUAAAAGACUUUAAGUUAGAUAUUUAUACGCUGCGCAGCGUGCAACACAUACACACACACUAAAGAGAGGAAGAGGUCGAAGUCACAAGCAUCGUCUCUCGGGUUACACGAUGCGAAACGGAAAUCGAAACGCCGCGCUACCAAACGUGACCAAAACUUGUUGGCAGCGGAUGUAGCAACGUUUGCCAUCGACGUCCAUCGCGCGUCCAUUGGAGAGAUUUCAAUUAGCGGAGAUACCAUAGAAUUUCGAUAUUGGCUGCACGCGACCCAAGGUGGAUCAAAAUGAGUCUCGACAUAAGCGAGGAGAGUGAUGCCAUGCUGGGCUACAAUUCGGCCAAGUACAAGUCAACCGACGUUGAGAAUAAUAAUAACAAUAACAAUGAGAAAAAUGGCAAGAGCGUUCAGCAGAAAGAGGAAACGGCCGUCGUGUACUCGUCAAAUUUGAAGGGAGUGCUUGCACAGUGUUUGGUAACGGGCGCAGUAUUGUUGCUGGCAACGGGCGGCGGCAUGCCAAUCGGUUACAGCGCUGUCUUGCUGCCACAAUUAGCAGAGGAGAACAGCACCCUGCACGUGGACCGCGAUAUGGGCUCCUGGAUAGCCGCAGUUCACAGUCUGGCAACUCCCAUCGGCUCGCUGUUGUCAGGACCGUUCAUCGAUUCAAUCGGUCGACGAGGCACUCUGCAACUGUCGGCGAUUCCUCUGUGCAUAGGCUGGUUGAUCAUCGGUUUCUCGAGAAACGUGACUACUCUCUUAGUAGGAAGAUUCGUCUGCGGUGUUUCCGUAGGGCUUAUGGCGGUCCCGGCACAGGUGUUAGUGGGUGAAAUGGCGGAUCCAGCCCUCCGUGGCUUCCUGGUGGGUGGCGCGUUCGCCUCGUACUGCCUGGGUAUCCUGCUGGUUUACGCUUUCGGCGCCUCUUUUAAUUGGGACAUCGUCGCCUUCUGCGCCAUCGUGGCUCCCCUUCUGGCUUUCGCCGCUCUCUGCUCGGUGCCGGAGAGUCCCGCCUGGCUCGUUAGACGGAAGAAAAUAGAACAGGCCAGGAAAGCCCUUCUGUGGCUCAGAGGCGGUGAUAUCGAACAGACGAACGCGGAGAUAACGCUUUUAGAAGAAAGGAUGCAGGCCGAUCUCGCUGCGAAGCCCGUAGACGCCUCGCUGAAGAGGAGGAUCUCGUCGGCGAUAUCUAUGAUCCGCGAUCCCGGUGUGUUGAAACCACUGAUCAUCAUUAAUGUAUUCAACGUGCUUCAAUUAACCAGCGGAACAUACAUCAUCGUCUUCUACGCCGUCGACAUGGUCAAAGAUAUCGGCAGUGGCAACGUGGACAAUUACUUAGCAGCUGUGGUGACGGCGGGCAUCAGGAUGCUCUUCUCUCUCGUCGCUUGCGUUUUGCUACUUAAGAUGGGCAGGCGAGCCUUGGGCAUCGUUUCGGCGCUCGGCACGGCCUUGGCCUCGUUGGCCCUCGCGGGAUACAUGUGCGCCACGCAGGGUGGAUCCUCCGUGGACCCUUACGUAUUAGCUGUGUGCCUGUUGUUCUACGUCGGUGCGAACACCGUGGGGCUGCUGACCCUACCCGGACUGAUGACCGGUGAACUGAUGCCCCUGAGAGCUCGGGGCAUCGGCGGUGGAUGCAUCUUCUUCGUCUUCAAUCUAUGUUUGUUCUUCGUUACCAAGUGCUUUCCAUGGCUGAGCGACAUGGUCGGCAUGAUGGGUAUCUUCGUCAUCUUCGGCGUCUCCGCCCUUAUGGAAGCCGUUUUUAUUUAUCUCGCGCUGCCGGAGACGAAGGACCGCGCGCUACAAGAAAUCGAAGAUUACUUCCAACAAAGCAAUCUGCUAUGGGUAACCAGGACGCGGGAGAGGAAGAGAGAGGUGCUCGUGUCUGCAAACGAUGCCUGAAUAUUUAAUCUUCCUGGUCGUGUGUGUAAAUACCAGCGAGAUAGGAUGUUUAUUGUAAUUUAUACGACUGCGAUACUGUGUGACGUAAAUUGUAGAACAAAUUUUUAUAUCAUAAUUAUUUUGUAAGAUGCGCGCUCUCUAUUCCUGCGGAUACAUGUAUAUCGAGUGAAACUUGCGCAAGUGAGCGAUACACAAGCAACAACAUGACGUGAUCGUUGUAAGUAUACCGUUUAGUUGUAAGUAGAAAAAUGUAUUUAAAUUUUACGAUUGAUAUUUGAAUAAAACGGAUAUUUCUGA
This is a messenger RNA of Ooceraea biroi (clonal raider ant), 2656 nucleotides long. RefSeq names its product facilitated trehalose transporter Tret1-2 homolog. The record is from RefSeq and is a predicted model, not a curated record. Gene Ontology annotation, biological process: transmembrane transport. Gene Ontology annotation, cellular component: membrane. Gene Ontology annotation, molecular function: transmembrane transporter activity. Lineage: Eukaryota; Metazoa; Arthropoda; Insecta; Hymenoptera; Formicidae.